UCUUUCUUUCUCCUUCCCCUCGUGGUAUCUCAUAAGCAAUAACCACUACUGCACGCAAAGUUCACACAAUUACUACCCACCCAUACAAUACUACGGAACAACAUCCAGGAAACACCCGUUCCCGAGUUCCUAUUCUCUCCCCUUCCCUAGUGCCAAGCCGACCUAGGUCUCGCAGCACUACUACCUAUCCAUCGGCGAACUCGUUCUCGAUUACAACCUCCGUCGGUUGCCUACCCACAAAUAAUCACGACCCGGACCUUCCGUUCGGCGUCGUCAUCAUCAUCAACUUUGCACGAUGGUGGUCCCUAGCAUACUUCAACCGGACGCUCUCAAGGCCAAGGUCUUCCCGAGCAGUGCCGGACAAGACAACCACAACGGCAAACAGGUCGAUAUCAACGAUCAUCGUUCGCCACCACACCCGCUCGACGAUUCGGAUUCCGGUCAUCAUCGCCCUCACGUUCAUCAUCACGACAAUAAUCACGAGAACGACGACGGCGAAGCCAACAUAUCGAACUCGACUCCCGCUCCCCGUGCUAGCGAACCCGAAAGUACUCCUAACACCGGUAGUGGCAAGCUUCGCGACCAUCUCGACCGACCAGAGAACCUGACCGAAGCGAGGGAACCUUCGGACGACUCGAUGGCGUUCAAGACUCCUGCAGAGGAACGGGGUGGGAUGGAUACGUUUAGGGAUUUCGCCAGGACGGAGAACGGUACGGGUGAGGCCAUGGAUGUCAAUGCCAUGAGUUCGACGUCUACGCCAGCGUUGAGAGCGGCUCUGGGAGCGGGUGAGGGUGAAGGAUCAACGUCGACCCCGUUGGCACCCCUCGUCUCGUCUUCCGUAAACUCCCCGGGUGUUCUCGGUACCAUGCCUUCGACUUCGACCUCGAGUGGAGGAAGGAGUCUGCGAGAAGACAUGAUGCUGAUGAACGAGACGAACAAGGUCUCAGGUAUGCACCCCGAGGAACAAGAGGUCUGGGUGAGGGAGCACUAUCGGACCAGGAAGAAUACCGAGGUCGGAGCGUCGUCGAUGAUUCAGCAGCAGCAACAGCAAGCCACUACGAAACAGGAACGUGGCCAUGGGCAGGAUGAGGAAAAGACGCCUCAGGGUGUGUCGGUCGCAGAUCGACCCGAGGGCGAGAACGAGGUCGGGGCAGAUGAUGCGGUUGCAAAACGACCCGAAUCCGAACGAAAAUCGUCUGGCGAGUGGGUACGGCCAUUACAAGCCUUUCCUAUGCAACGUCAGAGCAGUUCGAUCGAGGAAUCCAUCAAACCUACUGAAGGCAAGAUCGUCCUGCCUGCAUUUUACCGCAAACCUACCGUCGACCAGAGCGCGCUUUCUCAUCGACUGGCCGUCUUGAGUGUAAAUAACUUUUCCGGCGAGCAUGGCGUGGGAGAGGAGGAUAUCGGUAUGGAUCCCGUCGAGGAGGACAGGAAGCGGGCGAGGAAAAUUCUGGGCGACGGUGCGGAUGCUGACGACAUCGAAGAGCGUGCUACCGAGAUCAAGAAGGAGAGGAUCGACGCCAAGGAGGAAGAGAUCAAGCACAGUCUCAAGCACGACGACAAGGAGACGCUCACAAAGAAGAUUGUGCCCGGCGCCUUGUUGAGGACCGCCAAAGAGGGUGAUCAGCCGGGUGAAGACAACGUCCGGCCCUCCCAAGUUCGACAGGACACGGAUCGCACCUUGAGGCAGAUCGCCGAUGCCAAUCGUCGUGAUUUCGCUACUGAAGAGGCUCAGGCGAAGGCGGAAGAGCAAGGUGACGAUGCCGCUAGUGUCCGAUCGUUCAAUGAUGAAGAGGCCGAGGCCUUCGUUGCUGCUGAGACUGAACGCAGGAGCAAAAUCAGCAGGCAAGAAAAGCUUGCGGCGCUUUGUGAAGAGUUUGGCACCAUUGCCGACUUGUUUGAAGAUGACCAGCCCGAAGAAUUCAUCGUCGAGUGCAAGGGAGGUCUUUUCCGAGGAAUCUUGAUCUUGGGAAACAUCCACCUGACGACACAUCGGUUGACGUUCCAUGCCGUCUUGCCGCCACCCAAGAUGAUGUUGCCCGGAGACGAAUCUAGCAAGCUCCUGCAUACUGGAGCCGCUACGAUACACAGGCACAAUCCCGUAUUUGCCAACAAGACCAGCAGGGUGUGGAUGGAAUUGGAUUCCGAGAUGAUCACCACUUACCCUAGUGCCGAUGAGGAAGGACGAGUAAAGCCUCUACGAUCGAUCUUACUCGAAUCGGUUGACCAACUCUAUCCCCUUGACCCGGCCAAGCCUUUCGAUAUCAAGUUGCGCUAUCACUCUCCUAAGGGUGAAAAGUUCCUCGAGUUUACUGUAGAUACGCAAGAAUCGGCGCUUCAUUGGCAUCGAGAUUUCGAGUCUGCGCUCUUCCAGCAUGGACGCGCCAGGCGGUACCAACAUAGGCUCGAUCUACGACACAAGAAGAUGGGCGACCGACCCGACGCGCCGACCAUGGAGGGAGACGGCUUGUUCCUGGAGGACGAUGGCGGCUGGGAGAUGCUGCGAAUUUGUUUACCAUUGGACCGCAUCCGGGAAUCGGGAACUGACGAUUACAUGGACUUCGCUAGACUUGUCAGCAUCCACGUCGAUGUCAUGGACGAUGGUGAAGGAAGACGGUGCAAAGAUGUGUCCGACGGUUUUGACCGCAUGCAUCCCGACAACCCAACCUAUCAAGACUUUGAGGAUGCCGAGAAGAAGCGGCAACAAAACCAUAAGUCCGGCUUUGAGCGUUUCAUGGGACACUUCAAGAGGUCAUCCAAUUCGCAUAUCGUCUCAGAUGGCAAGACCGGUCAUGCCGAGCCGACAGCACAGGCCACCAAAGCUCGAGAUUAUGGGAGUUCAACGGCGAGCGUUCAGGACGAUCGCGUACCGCAGCCGACUCCCCCCUCCAACUCGAAUCAGGGCGAGAGCAACACUGGCAACUUGGGCAUGCACGCUGCUCACAGCGAGACCAGGACCGGCCAGGGUGCCUUCCAAGGUCCUACGGCAGACCCGCAGGAUCUCACGUCCAAUGCCUCCAUCCUGCCAGCUCGCGCCAUGAAAUUCCGCUACGGAGAUCAGAAUGAGAUGCGAACGGCUGUCAACAUCAAAUUUGGAAUCCUGAACGAGAGGGCUGCCUUUGCCGACAAGCUGCACGAAACCAUUCAGAAAGCUCAUGAUUCCGGGAGGAGGUACAAGCGAGAUGCCGACCGACCCUUGGCCGUCUUCCAGGUCGGACAGUCUGACCUUCUUCGCUUGCCCGAGGUGGAAGGAGGUGCUGGUCUGCCCGAGCACGUCCUCACUGACCCACCGGCCCCCAAGCGUCUGCCAAAGAGACAGAAGAAGGAAGCAGAUCUGCAUCGCAACGACUCAGAUUCCGAGGAUUCAAGCAGUGACAGCGACUCGGAAACCGAGGCUGACCAGAAUGCCAACCAGAGUCUUGGCAAUCCUGGCGGAGUAAGAACCGAGAAGAAGCAGCAGAACGCUCGUAUUGCCAAGGCAAUAUUCGGCAUCAAUGUUUCGGAACCGGUCUGGAUGAAGCGGUGUUAUUUGAACCGAACCGUGCCUUUCCGAGGCCACAUCAUCUUGUCGGAAAAGUAUCUCUGCUUCUGGCGCAAGAGUGCGGGUCCCGUGCCCGAUAUCAAGUAUCGAUUCCCAGUUCACGACAUCAAAGGAGCCGAACCGAUCGACGCCUUCAGAUUCAAGUUCCGCGGCAUGUCGGUCAAGGUAUCUGGGCGUCACGAUUUGCAUUUCGACUUCUUCAGCCCCAAAGCUCGAGCCAAGACAAUGAAGCGAAUCAACGACUUGGUUGUCGAGCAUGCCAAAUUGCAUGAAAAGCAUCCGGAGCUGGAUGCGCGAGAGGCCGAGGAAGAAAACAGUCGGGAGCGUGAUGCUGCUGUCAUGAACACUUUGAACGUCGAUGCAUUCGAUGAUGAUUCAGCGCUCCAGCAGAAGACGCGGGACCGUCUGAGGACGAUUGAGGUGCUUGGGGUCACACCCAAGGACUCGAUGAACAUUUCGGUACCGGAUCAUGCUUUGGCCCAUCUGCCGGCCGUCGUCAAUGACUACGGUUCAAGACAGAAAAUCAGCACUCGUCGGUUUGGAAUGCUUACGAUCGGGUCUCGAGGCGACAUUCAGCCGUACAUCGCUUUAGCCCUUGGCUUGAUGAAGGAUGGACACCAAUGUGUCAUCAUUACUCAUGACGAGUUCAAGGAAUGGGUUGAGGGUUACGGUAUCGAGCACCGACAGGCUGGAGGCGACCCAGCGGCUCUGAUGAAGCUUUCGGUUGACCACGCCAUGUUCUCCCCUGGAUUCUUCAAGGAAUCCCUCGGCAACUUUAAGAGUUGGCUCGACGACCUGCUCCGGGACUCUUGGGAAUCUUGCCAGGGAGUCGACGUCCUGAUCGAGAGUCCUAGCACUAUGGCGGGUAUCCAUAUCGCGGAAGCCCUGAAGAUUCCCUACAUGAGAGCCUUCACCAUGCCCUGGACCCGAACCGUCAAGUACCCUCAUGCCUUCAUGGUGCCCGCUGUCGAGAUGGGUCCUGGCUUCAACUAUUCCUCAUACGUGAUAUUCGACAACAUCAUAUGGAAAGCGACAGCCCCUCAGAUCAACCCCUGGAGGAAGGAAAUGCUGGGUUUGCCAGCGGCUGACAUGGCUCACUUGUCACAGACAAAGGUUCCCUUCAUGUACAACUUUUCGCCCUUCAUCGUUCCUAAACCUCUCGAUUGGCACGAUGCUGGAUACUGGAACCUUGCAAACUCGGACAACGACUGGUCUCCACCUGACGACCUGGAAGAUUUUAUGCAAAAAGCAGAAAGGGACGGCAAGCCUUUGGUUUACAUCGGGUUCGGAUCUAUUACCGUGCCCGAUCCCGACAUGGUUACCCGAAACAUCGUUCAAGCCGUCGACAAAGCCGAUGUUAGGGCUAUCAUCGCCAAGGGCUGGUCGUCCAAGGGAGCGGAUACUUCAGACGAGAAAAAGUCGGAAUCACCUAGCUACUCUGCCAACUGCUAUCCGGUCGACAAGGUACCUCACGGCUGGCUGUUCCCCAAGGUCAAGGCGGCGCUGCAUCACGGAGGUGCUGGUACGGUGGGUGCCUCAUUGACGGCCGGAUUGCCCACUUUGAUCAAACCCUGGUUCGGAGACCAGUACUUCUGGGCUACGCGAGUUACCCAUCUUGGAGUCGGAGUCAAGGUCGGCAGUCUCGAUGUCGAUGAGAUGGCCGAGGCCUUGCACACUGCAACUCGUGACACCGUCAUGAUUGAGAGGGCUGCCAUGCUGGGAGAGAAAAUUCGUGGAGAGAACGGUGUUCAGAACGCCAUCAACUACAUCUACGCCAACUUGCCUCGAGCCAGUAAAGAUCGUACCCAACUGCGGUGGCAGAAGAACUGAUCUUCCCGCAGGCAUCGCCGUGGGAGAUCUUGCGCCUGUAACUCAGUAUGAUUUGACCAGGAAAGCACAAUGUUGUAUAAUCACUUGCCCACAGGCUCACAAAGCAUCGUCCUCGCCGGGUGAUCUACACGUGUAUUGCCCUUCUAUAAUCCAACAAUCUAAUGCACUUUAUUACAUAUGACAUGCUCGCUUGAUCUCUUUGUGAUGCUAUUU
Molecule: messenger RNA, 5584 nt
Organism: Filobasidium floriforme
Lineage: Eukaryota; Fungi; Basidiomycota; Tremellomycetes; Filobasidiales; Filobasidiaceae
Exons: 14
Coding region: 296-5371 (1691 amino acids)
Biological process (GO): carbohydrate metabolic process
Molecular function (GO): UDP-glycosyltransferase activity; hexosyltransferase activity
Source: RefSeq, a predicted model, not a curated record